AUGCUAUGUCUUAGGCGAUAUGCCCUGAAAAACACCGCCGUAUUGAAACGAGCCCAGCUCGAUCUCAAGGGUAUAGUUCAAAAUUCGGAAAAGUUUCGGGAUUCGCUAGUAAGACGAACGCCAGGGGUUGCAGCGACGGAACCCAUUGACUUCCUCAUCAACAACCGAAAUCGCCAGCUUGAACUUCUGAGCCAAAUUGACCAGUUACGCAAAAGGCGAAAUGAAUUGGGAACCCAAAUGAAAGCCUCCCCAUCGGAUCUGGUGAAGCAAGAGCUUUCUGAAAUCAAGGCCCAGAUCAAACCAUUGGAAGCCAAGUUCGCCGAGUUGGAUGCGGCCAUGUAUACCACUGCUGAGUCCUUACCCAACUUGCUUGAUCCAGGUGUGCCUGAAGAUCCUGACAAUGGUGACAUUGUUGAGUUCAUCAAUUGCCUGUCGGAGGAGGAUGCUGAAAACUCGCUUCCGCGAACCAAAUACGAUCAUAAAGAUAUCGCUGAAAACCUCGGAAUUGUUGAUUUCAAGGUAGCUCUGCGUAUUUCUGGCUCGCUGUGGUAUUAUCUCCUUGGCGAUGGCGCUCUCUUAGAACAAGCGCUCGUUCAAUAUGCGCUUGCCAAGGCUCGUAAGGCUGGAUACACCCUUGUAAGUCCGCCUUCGAUAGUUAGAAACGAAGUGAUUCAUGCUUGUGGAUUCAAGCCGAAGGAUCAAAAUGGCGAAAAGCAGGUUUACGAUUUGGCCGACGAACAGUUAUCUCUCACUGGUACUGCAGAAAUCCCUCUUGGUGCCCUUCACUCCUCUCUGGCGAUUGACAAACCAGUGAAAUAUGCUGGGGUAUCGCGGCUGUAUCGGGCUGAAGCUGGUGCUCGGGGACGUGACACCAAGGGCUUGUAUCGGGUGCACGAAUUUACUAAAGUAGAGCUUUUUCAUUUCACCACCACCCCUGAAAAAGCUCAACAAGAACUUGAAGAGUUACGUCAAUUGCAGACUGAGAUCAUCACUGAAUUGGGUCUCAAGGCCAAAAUGAUCAAUAUGCCGACUACAGACUUGGGAGCACCGGCGAUGAAAAAGUAUGACUGCGAAGCGUGGAUGCCCGGCAGAGGCAAUUGGGGUGAGUUGACUAGUUGUUCUAACUGUGGUGAUUAUCAAGCUCGGAGGUUAGGCAUCAAAUGGAUUAAUUCAGAAAACGAGUCUAAUCCUGCAAUGACGUUGAAUGGCACAGCCAUGGCUGUUCCUCGAGUCAUCGUUGCCAUUAUUGAGCAAUUUUACGAUGAAGCCCUGCAAUCUGUGAUUAUACCCGCAGUUUUGAGGCCGUUUAUGGGUAUCGAUCGAAUUUCCAAACUGUAA
Molecule: messenger RNA, 1338 nt
Organism: Diutina rugosa
Lineage: Eukaryota; Fungi; Ascomycota; Pichiomycetes; Serinales; Debaryomycetaceae
Product: putative serine--tRNA ligase
Exons: 1
Coding region: 1-1338 (445 amino acids)
Biological process (GO): mitochondrial seryl-tRNA aminoacylation
Cellular component (GO): mitochondrion
Molecular function (GO): tRNA binding; serine-tRNA ligase activity; ATP binding
Source: RefSeq, a predicted model, not a curated record